Messenger RNA from Macadamia integrifolia, 2345 nucleotides. RefSeq names its product protein NRT1/ PTR FAMILY 7.3-like. The transcript has 5 exons. The record is from RefSeq and is a predicted model, not a curated record. Lineage: Eukaryota; Viridiplantae; Streptophyta; Magnoliopsida; Proteales; Proteaceae. Bases 82 to 1932 code for a protein of 616 amino acids. Gene Ontology annotation, cellular component: membrane. Gene Ontology annotation, molecular function: transmembrane transporter activity. Gene Ontology annotation, biological process: transmembrane transport.
UUCUUUGUCCACAACCAGCACUACCUCCUCUCUUCUCAUCUUCUCUUUGCAUCUCAUAGGAGUCCCUUCUCACCACCAACAAUGGCCUUCCUUGAGUUUUGUAAGAAGGCUAAAAUCAUGGAGUCGGGAGGAGAAAUAGAGGGUAAGAAGGUAAAAGUAGAACAAGAAGAGUGCACCCUUGAUGGAACUGUGGAUCGACAUGGUCGCCCAGCAAUCCGUCACCGAACUGGAACAUGGGUUUCCGGAAUUCUGUUACUUGUGAAUCAAGGGCUGGCCACACUAGCAUUCUUUGGAGUUGGAGUGAACCUGGUUUUGUUCCUUACAAGAGUUAUAGGACAAGACAACGCCAGCGCUGCUAAUAAUGUUAGCAAAUGGACCGGAACCGUCUACAUCUUCUCUCUUGUUGGCGCAUUGCUCAGCGACUCCUAUUGGGGAAGAUACAAGACUUGUGCCAUUUUUCAGGUCAUCUUUGUAAUUGGCUUGGUAUUACUAUCACUAUCAUCAUACCUUUUCUUGUUGAAGCCUAGUGGCUGUGGGGAUGGACAAACUCCAUGUGGACCCCACUCACCGGUGCAUAUAUCCUUCUUUUACAUAUCUAUCUACUUGAUUGCCCUAGGAAAUGGAGGGUACCAACCUACCAUAGCCACAUUUGGGGCAGAUCAGUUUGAUGAAGAGGACAGCAAGGAAGGGCGCUGCAAGGUGGCCUUCUUCAGCUACUUCUACUUGGCUUUGAACCUUGGCUCCCUCUUCUCAAAUACCAUUUUGGGGUAUUUUGAGGAUGAAGGGAUGUGGGCCCUUGGCUUUUGGGCAUCUAGUGGAUCUGCCUUUGUGGCAUUGGUCCUAUUUCUUAUUGGGACCCCAAGGUACAGGCACUUCACACCAACUGGCAACCCUCUCUCUAGGUUCUGCCAAGUGGUCGUUGCAGCAUUUAAGAAAUGGAGGGUAGAGAUACCACCAGGGAAAGAGGAUCUAUACGAAGUGGAUGGUAAAGAUUGUGCCAUCAAGGGGGGUAGAAAGAUACUUCACACCCAUGAAUUCAUGUUCUUGGAUAGAGCAGCAUACAUAACUUCAAAGGACAUCUCCCUACAGAACCAGGGCCUUCACAGUCCAUGGAGACUCUGCACAAUAACACAAGUAGAAGAAGUAAAAUGCAUACUAAGACUUCUACCCAUUUGGCUAUGUACCAUAAUCUACUCAGUGGUCUUCACUCAAAUGGCCUCUCUUUUUGUGGAACAAGGAGCUGCCAUGAAAACUACCAUUGCAAACUUUCGUAUCCCUCCGGCAAGCAUGUCGAGUUUUGACAUACUCAGUGUAGCAGCUUUCAUUUUCAUUUACAGGCGAGUUGUCGAUCCCCUCGCCGGUAGAAUACGAAAGACAAAUGGUAAAGGACUUACUGAGCUUCAGAGGAUGGGAAUUGGACUCAUUAUAGCAAUAAUGGCAAUGGUCUCGGCCGGAAUAGUGGAGUGCUAUAGGCUAAAGUAUGCUAGGGGUGAGUGUGUGAAUUGUGAAGGCUCAAGUAGUUUAAGCAUCUUUUGGCAGGUACCUCAGUAUGCAUUGAUAGGAGCUUCUGAGGUGUUCAUGUAUGUGGGUCAAUUGGAGUUCUUCAAUGAUCAGACCCCAGAUGGAUUGAAGAGCUUUGGCAGUGCUCUUUGCAUGACUUCCAUUUCACUGGGGAACUAUGUGAGCAGCUUAAUUGUAUCCAUUGUCAUGAAGAUCUCUACCAAAGAUAAUAUGCCUGGAUGGAUCCCUGGAAAUCUUAAUAGGGGUCACCUAGACAGGUUUUACUUCCUCUUAGCAGUUUUGACAAUUGUUGAUCUUGUUCUAUAUGUGAUAUGUGCCCAAUGGUACAAGUCUAUCAAGUUGGGGGGAAAAUUUCAAGACAUGGACAAUGAAAAUGACGACGACGAUGAGAAUGACAAGUUGAGUGUCUAGUAGCUUCCAGUACUGUCUUCCAGCUUCUACAACAUGUUACACAAAUAAAAGAGGGAGGGGGUGGGGGAGUGGGGAUUGUGAUCACACUCACUUAAGAAUUGUAUUUUAGAACAGCUGCAGGGUGUAGUAUAAGAUAGGAAAUCCCUCCCAUUGCUUGCACUGGUCACUCUCUUUCACACCCUUCUCCUAUCCUAUACUGUCCUGCUGUCCCUGACCCAAAUUUGUAAUGUAAAGGUUAGAGCUGGGCUGAGUAAAGAGGGGUUUAAGAGGUGGAAGGUGUGUUCAAGGUCCAUAUUGCCACUGAUUUCAUUUGUUCAUUAUAUUCUAGGCACAGAAUGGACAUAAUGUUGUAUGGAACUUUGUAGUAAAGAUAGUUGGUAUUUUGGGUGUCUUUCUGUCCAUUUGAACUCUCA